Messenger RNA from Strongylocentrotus purpuratus (purple sea urchin), 1308 nucleotides. RefSeq names its product muscarinic acetylcholine receptor M1-like. Gene Ontology annotation, molecular function: G protein-coupled receptor activity; dopamine neurotransmitter receptor activity, coupled via Gi/Go. Gene Ontology annotation, cellular component: membrane. Bases 1 to 1308 code for a protein of 435 amino acids. The record is from RefSeq and is a predicted model, not a curated record. Gene Ontology annotation, biological process: adenylate cyclase-activating adrenergic receptor signaling pathway. The transcript has a single exon. NCBI's taxonomy places the organism in Eukaryota, Metazoa, Echinodermata, Echinoidea, Camarodonta, Strongylocentrotidae.
AUGGGUAUCUUGAAUGUUUCGGACGGACCCACAUGGUCUUCUGAUCUGGACCUGCCAGAGGACAUACCCAGAGACACACCCGAGGCAGAGUUCAGCGUGACUUUCCUAGCUCUUAUGAUCCUCUCUGGACUUACAGUCACGACCAAUAGCCUCAUUCUGGCUACCUUCUACGUUGAGAAGAAACUGCGGACAUACAACAACUGCUACAUCUUCAACAUGAGCGUUGCGGAUUUGGUUGUGGGUCUUCUCUGCAUGCCGAUUCUGUCUAUGAUCCAUCUCUUCGGAAGUUGGCCUUUUGGGAAGGUAGCAAGCAUUUUGUUCAUGGGGUUCCAAAACUCUAUCCUGGGCGUGUCUGUGUGUGGUGUUGUCGUGGUAUGCAUCGAUCGUUAUCUGGCAACGUUCUAUCCCAUACAGCACUACCAAGGAAGGAGUAUCCACAAAGCGACUGUCGUCAACAUCCUCACCUGGGUUUCAUCUUUCGGUGUUUGGAUGAUGGUCACUUCUGCUUGGGACUUCAUCAAACCAACCAACCUUGUCAUCUCUUCAGGCCUCUCCAGACCGAACUACAGUCUCACUAACACCGCAAGUCUACUUGUAUUCUUACUGAGAUUCGGCUUACCGUUUCUCCUUAUGACUGGUCUGUACAUCCGAAUAUACAUCAAGGUCAAGAACAUCGGCAGUAAGCAUCUCUCGAAGUACUUUAAUAGGGAGGGGAAAAAUGGGAAAGGGCAGGCAAAAUCCGCAUCCCAGGAUAAGGAAAAGCGCUCUCUCGGGACACGCCUACGAGAUAAACUUGGGUCGAAAACCUCGUUAACGUACGAUGAAAAUACAACUGUUUCAAGUAUAUCUAUGGAUAUGACCAGCGAUGAAGGAACGACCAAAAAUCUAGGAAGCCCAGAGACGGAUAAUGAGCACUCUCUAAAUGGGGAAAAAAAGUCGACUAAUAAUUAUCCAAAACCAAUAGGUCUGUCUGGAGACGAUGAAGAUAUUUCGACGUCAAAGAGCAACGUUGUUUCGAAGAAACCCAAGAGGGAGUCCAGAGUCGAAGGACGUAAGGCAAUGCGGACCAUGACCAUGAUUGUCCUGGUGUUCAUUCUGACAUGGUUACCAACCGCCGUCUCGGUCACCAUGUACGCCUUGGCUCCUGGUUUCUACCGUACUCUCAACAAAUCCAUCAACCUAUCUGAGAUAACGCGCUGGAUUGCUUUCAGCAACAGCUUGGUUAACCCUUUGGCUUACGCCAUGGCACAGCCACUCUUUAGAUUGACGAUCACCAGGAUGCUAUGUCGCCCAAGACGUAAACCAUAA